This is a messenger RNA of Phascolarctos cinereus (koala), 4511 nucleotides long. RefSeq names its product solute carrier family 29 member 4 (gene SLC29A4). The record is from RefSeq and is a predicted model, not a curated record. Gene Ontology annotation, biological process: nucleoside transmembrane transport. Gene Ontology annotation, cellular component: plasma membrane. Gene Ontology annotation, molecular function: monoamine transmembrane transporter activity; nucleoside transmembrane transporter activity. NCBI's taxonomy places the organism in Eukaryota, Metazoa, Chordata, Mammalia, Diprotodontia, Phascolarctidae.
UUAAUCUCUGUAAGGGUUGGGCUCGGUCGGAGCUAACUUGGGGGUGGGGGCCGAGAAGGGGACUGCUUGGUCACUUUGUUGACUGUCCGAAAGCCAACGUACCUGAGAUGGUUUACACACGACUUGCCAGAAGAAAUUCACCAACCCAUCAGCCUACCUUUCCCAGGGAGGUCCACAGGGCAGCAGCCAUGGGGUCAGUUGGGGGAGACCACUUCAAGGAGCUCAGUCCAGUAGUGACACCAGAGGGAAAUGUGGUGAUGAGCUUCAGUUUUGACAGCUACCAGCUGGAAGAAGAAGAGCUCCAAGCCAAAGGGAACCAGGCCAAAGGGGUCCUGACUUUUAUGGAGCCAGUGACCGAGGAGCCCGAGCCUGAUGACCAGUACCAUGGGAUAUAUUUUGCCAUGCUGCUGGCCGGAGUGGGCUUUCUCCUGCCAUACAAUAGUUUUAUCACAGACGUUGAUUAUCUGCACCACAAAUACCCAGGGACUUCAAUUGUGUUUGACAUGAGCCUCACCUACAUCCUCGUCGCCUUGGUGGCUGUCCUCCUGAACAACGCCCUGGUGGAGAUGCUGAGCUUACACACCAGGAUCACUGUGGGUUACUUCUUCGCAGUGGGCCCCCUCCUCUUUGUCAGCAUCUGUGAUGUCUGGCUGCAGCUCUUCUCCCAGACACAGGCAUAUGCCAUCAACUUGGCUGCUGUGGGUACGGUGGCCUUCGGUUGUACAGUGCAGCAAUCCAGUUUCUACGGUUACACAGGGAUGCUGCCCAAGAGGUACACCCAGGGGGUGAUGACUGGGGAGAGCACUGCUGGGGUGAUCAUCUCCCUCAGUCGCAUCUUCACCAAGCUGCUGCUGUCAGACGAGAAGGAGAACACGAUCAUCUUCUUCUUCAUCUCUAUCGGCAUGGAGCUCAUGUGCCUGAUUUUGCACGUGCUGGUGAAGCGGACCCGCUUUGUCCGUUACUACACUGCCCGCUCCCAGGAGGGCGCUCCAGAGCUCAAGGGCAGCGUGGGCACCGGCACCGGCUACCGAGUACACCAUGAUGUCAUUGCCGACGAAGUGCGAUUCGAGGAUCGCCAUCAUGGUCCAGGGGGUUCUCCUCAGGGCAGUGUGGGCCAUGAUGCUGAGCUGGCUGGUGGUGGGACCUACAUGAGAUUUGAUGUCCCUCUGCCCAAAUUCAAGAGGAGCUGGCCCAACUUCCGAGCCAUGAUGCUGCAACGCUAUGUGGUGUCCCGGGUGAUCUGGGCCUACAUGCUCUCCAUAGCAAUGUCCUACUUCAUCACGCUGUGCCUCUUUCCCGGGCUGGAAUCGGAGAUCCGUAACUGCACUCUGGGCGAGUGGCUCCCGAUCCUCGUUAUGGCCAUAUUCAACCUCUCUGACUUCGUGGGCAAGAUCCUGGCAGCCCUGCCCUAUGACUGGCGAGGGACCUACCUCCUCAUCUACUCCUGCCUACGGGUUGUCUUCAUCCCUCUCUUCAUCUUGUGUGUGUACCCCAGUGGGAAGCCCACCUUCAGUCACCCUGCCUGGCCCUGCAUCUUUUCCCUCCUCAUGGGCAUCAGCAAUGGCUACUUUGGCAGCGUGCCCAUGAUCCUGGCUGCGGGCAAAGUGAGCCCUGAGCAUCGAGAGCUUGCAGGCAACACUAUGACGGUUUCCUACAUGACAGGACUGACUCUGGGCUCGGCCGUUGCCUACUUCGCCUACAGCCUCACCAGUACCUCCCAUAGCACCUGCUUCUACACUGAAACCUUCAAUAACACCUUCACGUCAGGGUACUGAGCGGGCCUCAGGGCCCAGGCAGGAAGACCAGCUGGCCAGUGUGCACAUGGAUGUGUGUGUGUGUGUGUGUGUGUGUGUGUGUGUGUGUGUGUUUAAGUGUGUGUGAGUGUGGGGAGUGGUGUGUCUGGGGCCUGGAUUCUGUGGGGAGGUUUCGCUCUACUGCCUGUGCAUAAGUUAAGCCUCCCUCCGUUUCCUCUGCACCCCACAACCCAAUCCCCUAGCAAAACAAACAAAAACCCCCCAAAUUUUGGAAAAACCCAUCCGUCUUCACUCCCCUAACUCAGCCUCUUACUCUGUCUGACAGCAAUAGGAAGUCUGUGAGUACUUGUGAGGAAGCCUUAGGGCCUGGCUUCAGAAAGAGGUGACUGACUUUGACUGGAAGAAAUGAGAGGAACCAGCUUGAGGGAGAUUAUGAAUAAGAGCCAGUCUCCCCCCCAACACACACACACACACCUGGGAGGAUAUAUGUGAGUGUAUGUGAGCGUGUGAGUGUGCAUGCAUGAGUAUGAGUGUGAGUAUGUGCGUGUGUGUGUCUGCAUGUGUAUACACAUGUGGAAGCCUCUCCCUGAAGAUUCCUCUCUCCCUCCCUGCUGCUUCUUCUUGCCUCCUGCCUCACUGAUUGAUCCUGACUCUUGGGGUGUAACCGGUGGGGCCGAGCUUGUGGGCUGGUGUGGAGGGAGCAGGCCAGAGGAGGAGUCCAGCUGUGUAAAGGCAACCCAAAGCCUUAUUAUAAUCAAGCCAUGCACCCCAGUCCUACACCAGGCCUAGCUUGGAGCCCCACAGUGUUCUUGGGGCGGGGAGCAGCAGAAGACAUGCCCCUAGGGGUGGGAAGGGAACCAUUUAAACCCUUAAAGCAGCCAGAUUCUCCCUGAUUAUAAAUGGGAACCCCCAAGGACUUCUGGGAGAACCCUUCUCAGGCAGGGGCAAGUUAAGGCCAGGGUCAGAUGAAGGCCAGGGUUAGUACAGAAUGCUGAACAGGGUCUAGUGAAUCCUGUCCCCACCCCCACCCCAAGCCACACCCCUGGCUCUCUCCUUAUCCUUAGUAAGUUAGUCUUCCUUAAACCAAGAGUAUUCAACUGAGGGAGACCCUGACUGAUCAGUUAAGCCCAGGAAUUGCUUCCUUCUGGCAAGGUUCUGGGGAGAGAGAAGGAACCCUGAUCAUCUUUGCCUACCUGUCUACUUCCCAGCCUAUCUGUUCUCAAACAAACACUGUGCGUCCUGCUGUCCUAUGUGUGGGCUGUUCAGAGAUGGAGGAGCCCAGAACGGAUGUCUGGAGAUGUUGCUGUCCUGGAACUAGGGAGGAAAAGCAUGGCAGAGAGGAGACCCAACACUUGCACUCUGGUGGUAUUCCUAGGAGAUGCAGGAUGACCUAGAAGCAGGAUGGGGUUGGGGUGCCCUCCCACUGUUUCUGACCGCUAUGGACAGCAAUGGGUCCUGUGGUCCCCAAGGCCAUCUGGGAGAAAGGCCAGCCCGAAUUGUCUAGUAUGCAGACCAUAGUUCAGCCAACCUCUUCUCCUUUGACCUUAAUGCUAUAGAGUAGGCCUGCGCACCACCACCACCACCCUUCCCCCUGUAGGGGCUGGGAUAGAUAAUUUUUACCUCUCAAGAAGGAAAAGAAAAAAAACAAACCUCCUUCCAGUGAACAUGGGAUGGAAUGAGUUCUGUGAGAUCAGUGUGGUCUGGUAGAAAGAGCAACUCAAGAAAUUUAGAGCUAGAGGAGGCCUCAAGAGGCCCCCUACCAAUUCCCCCAUUUUCUAGAUGAGGAAGCUGAGGCCAAGCAGAGUUAAAUGACUGGCAAGCAGCACAGCUUGGGAUUUGGAAGCCAGGUGUCCCAACUCCAAGUCCAAUGUUCUUUCUCCUGUACUAUGUGGGCUAGAAGUCAGGAGGCAGGGGCCUGGGCCCAGCUUGGUCACUGACAUGCUUCAUGAACUAGGACAAAUCACUCCCCCUUCUACCCUAGGCUUCUGUUUCCUCCUCUACACAAUGAGAAUAUUUGGAGUAGAUGAUUUCUGGGGUGCCCUGUAGUCUCUGACAUUUUAGAAUUCUAUGGAGAUGAGGCUGAGAAGGAAGAUAAGAAGGGAAGAUUUUUAGGGAAAGGAAAAGGAAAUUCCACCAGCAGGUGUGUGACGGAGAAUGUGAAAGAAGUACUUGGGUCUGCUGUGAGGGGGUGCAGACAGACACCCCAGUGCUGCAAGGGGGCGGUCAAAGGAGAUCACCCUAAUUUGGAGGCAUGCCAACUGAAGAGACAUGUCUACGACUGCCUGGAUUCGAUCUUUAUUGCUCCCACCCACCCCAAUUCUCAGCAUCAAUUUAGCUUUCACUUUCCGCAGGCCCUGGCUAAAAUUUGGCCAGGAGGGUAGGGGUGGGAGAGGGAAAUAAGAGAUUUUUCACAGAUCAUGAUGGGUUUUCCUCAAAGAUGUUAAUGAUGGGAGCUUUGAAGAGUCUUCUCCGUGGAGAAAGGAUACCAACUGAUUAUGGGUGGCAAGUGGAGAAGAAAGGUGUCUGAUUCCUGACCUUUCCCCACCUCCACCCUUCUGCUGCUCAAUCCUCUGACCCUCAGCCCCAGAGGAAGAUGGGAGCACCCCCUACAGCUUGCCCUAACCCUGCAGGGAGUCCUCCAUUCUGUGUCACCGAAUUUUAUUGUGUGUGUAUAUAUCUGUCUGUUCAUAAAAAUGUACCACUUUGACCAUUAAAAGAUCAUGUGAAAAUAUAUAAGAGGCAGAUGAAAUAUUACAG